ACCCUAUUCAUAAUCAUCUGCCAUUUGGAUGGUAAUUAUUAAAGUUAUUCAUUUUGGGUUUGUCUAAUAGCGUUUCGCAAUUGUCAUCCAGGAACACGUGGAUCAUUUAACCAAUUGCUUUCUGCGACAUAAAACUGUAACAAGUGAUGAUGACUUAUCAUCUCUAUAGUCUACAGUACAUCACAGCUCCUCUCACGCCUCCUGUCAAUGAAUGUGUCCGGGCGCGCGCACUUCCGCUGCCCCCGCCCGUGCGACUGGACCAUCUGAUCUUUGUCCUACGUAAGACCGUCGCUCCGCCUCGCUCUCCUAUCGGACCGUUUCCCCUACCGCAUCCAUUUUUGUGCAUUCAAGAAAUCUCUUGGAGUUAACAGCAGCGACCAGGAGGGAAUCAGGAGGACGGUGGCGGAAGCGAGGACGCCGAGAACCGCAAUAAGGCACCGCGCGCCCUGCCAUUGGACGAUGCGCGAGAGCUCUCCAUAAGCGGCAGCAGCCAUGGGUUAGACUGCAUUCACCAUGAUUGCGAAAUAAAAGCACAUAGACCUGAAAAUGUCAGCUCGGGGUGCCCCGGCCCCGGCCACGUCCCCUGUGGCUCCUGAUCCGCCGGACAUGCCAGACCUGAGCCACCUCACUGAGGAGGAGAGGAAGAUCAUCCUUUCGGUCAUGGACAGACAGAAGAAAGAGGAGGAGAAGGAGCAGUCCACACUGAAGGAAGCUCCUUCAGAAGACACAAAGCCUCAUCCAGCUCAGUGGAACCCUUUCAGUGGCAUCACUGAGCUGGUUAGUAAUGUUCUUCAGCCCCAGUCAAAGUCCCCCAGUGAGGAGGAGCCGAAGCCGAAGUUGCACCAGCAAUUUAAGAUGUACAAGGACCAGGUGAAGAAGAUCGGUGAUGAGGCUCCGAAGAACCCAGAGCAGAAGGGAGAUUCGCCCACAUGUGGAAUCUGCCACAAAACCAAGUUUGCCGAUGGCUGCGGCCACGUCUGUUCUUAUUGCCAAACUAAGUUCUGCGCUCGCUGUGGAGGACGAGUCUCCCUCCGCUCCAACAAAGUAAUGUGGGUAUGCAACCUGUGCCGAAAACAACAAGAAAUCCUCACCAAGUCUGGAGCAUGGUUCUACAGUGGUCCUGAGGGCUCCAGGUCAGGACCGCAAGCCAAAGUAAGGAGAGGCCCAGCCGGAGCAUACCAAGACCCUCUCAGAAACGGUUCAGGGAUCCCCACAGACAGAAACAGAAGCCCAUCAGCAUCCAGGGACCCAAACGCGGCAUAUAACCAAAGGGAGGGGGAAGGAGGAUUGCAGUAUGCCCCGGCUGAAGGUGGCAUGCCCCGCUCUCCGUCCGACUACGGACGUGACCCUGGCCAUUCGCCAAGGAGUUCAAGAAUGUAUAACGAAGUGGGUGACUAUCAAGACAGUCGAGGACGCUGGCACUCACAAGGCCAGCAUUUGGACGGCCAGUUAGAUGACUAUGAACUCCAGAGGAGGCGUGAGGAGGAAUACCAGGCCCGAUAUCGUAGUGAUCCCAACCUUGCACGCUACCCUAUUAAACCCCAACCAUAUGAGGAGCAGAUGCGCAUCCAUGCACAGGUGUCACGGGCUCGUCACGAGCGACGUCAUAGUGAUGUAUCACUUGCCUACACAGAACUCGAUGAGCCUCUGCAUGGCCCCGGUGGCCGGCAGUCGCGACUCCCUCUUUUGGGAGGCCCAAGUCAACGAUCGUACUCUGUUGACAGGAGCUCACCGGGACAUCGGAUGUCAAAUCAUAGCCCACCCACACCACACCGUAGCCCUGUACUAGGUGAUAGUCGACGAGGACUGGCGGAGCCAACAAGGAAACCCAUACCCCAACAGCACCACUUGGACCCUAGCUCAGCCAUGCGCAGGAAUAAACGGGACAAAAUGGAUAACAUGUUGCGAAAUGACUCUUUAAGCUCAGAUCAGUCUGAGUCAGUUCGGCCUCCUCCACCUCGACCCCACCGCAGCAAACGCCUUGGCAAGCUCAGAACCAUGGGCAGCUUUAGCAGCUCAGAGGAAGAGCUAGCCACCACGCCAGAGUACACCAGCUGUGAGGAUGUGGAGCUGGAGAGUGAAUCCAUCAGUGAAAAAGGCAACAUUCAAAGGGGAAAAAGAAAAACAAAUGAGCAGGCAUAUUUUUUGGACACCAGUUAUGCCCCGUCUGAGAGGCAAAAUACAGUGGUGCGAUUUUGGGAGGGCUCCCAUGAAGAAGACGCGGAGUGGUGCGAGCCGCAGGUCAAAGAUUCAGGGGUUGACACUUGCAGUAGCACCACGCUAAACGAGGAACAUAGUCAUAGUGACAAGUGAUAAAAGCAAGAGGAGGACGAAAACGGUGAAGAAAUCUCUGGAGCCCAAGUGGAAUCAGACGUUUAUGUACUCACCCGUGCACAGGCGAGAGUUCAGGGAGCGAAUGCUGGAGGUCACGCUAUGGGACCAGGCCAGAGUCCGAGAGGAGGAGAGCGAGUUCCUGGGAGAGAUUCUGAUAGAGUUGGAGACGGCGCUGUUGGAUGAUCAACCUCACUGGUAUAAGCUACAAACACACGAUGUGUCCUCUAUGCCUCUGCCGAACCCCUCACCGUACAUGCAGAGGCGCCUCCUACACGGAGAAAGUCCAACACGCAGGUUACAGAACAAGGGCCCGUAUUUUUUCAACUCAGGGUCACAGAGAAUCAGUGACAGCGAGUUCUCUGAUUACGACUGUGAAGAUGGGAUUGGUGUGAUCUCAGAUUACCGGCACAAUGGCAGGGAUUUCCAGAGCUCUACUCUGUCUGUACCAGAGCAGGUGAUGUCGUCCAAUCACUGUUCACGAUCAGACAUGAUCCGCACACGCUCACGCUCCCCCAGCGUUCCUCCACCGCAGAGUCGAAGUUUAGACCAUGGUGUGAGAGGAGGACCAUCACAUUAUGGCCCCCAACAUCGCUUGUCUGAAGACAGAUACUCACCAGACAGUCAUUAUCUUACCCUCCCUCCUCGAACCAGACACAGACAGGCAUCCAUCGACUCCGCUGUCCAGGACCCCAGUAUGCACCCGCUCUUUCGGGAAGACGCGGUCAAGUUACUGCGCUCCACUAGGAUGGCCCGUGCUUACUCAGAUGGGGCUUACAAUAGCUUGGACAGGAGGAUGAGAAGAGAUAGACAAAUGUCUACCUACAGUGACUCAUAUGAAUCGCCUGAGAGAUAUUACAAUGGGCCCAAUCAUGUAUCUACUCCAUGGCCCAAUCAUGUCAUGAACGGAACCGGUGGAGACUACAGGACGUGUCCCCGGAUAGAAAUUGAGCCUUCUACAGAUACAGAAAGAGAGGAUCAAAUCCCAGAGUUCCCUGCUAACCAUGAUCACUUUGAGGAAGAUCUGAGGGCAAACCCACGCACUGGAUCAGUCCAAACAAGUCCCACCAGCACGCCAAUGUCCAGUCGAAGAGGUCGACAGCUACCGCAGGUCCCACCAAAGGGCUCUAUGGAUAGAAAAGAUGGCGAGGGCAUUACUGAGCCUUACGAAGCAGGAACAGGGGCGGGACCUCAGCCUCCUGCUCCUCCCCCUGUUCUUUCACAGCAUCCACAGACUGUUGCUGCAGUGGGAGGGGCUUCACUACAUCAAGCCCCGCCCCCUCCACCACUACAAGUCCCACAAGCAGUGGCUGCAAUGGGAGGGGCUGUACAACAUCAAGCCCAGCCCCCUCCACCACCACAAGUCAUACAGGCAGUAGCUGCAGUGGGAGGGGCUUCACAACAUCAAGCCCCGCCCCCUCCACAACCACAAAUCACACAAGCAGUGGCUGCUCAUGUGGGAAUGAUGCCUCCAGUCCCGGGCCCACCUACUGCACCUGCAACUCCUCCUGCACAAGCUCCUCCCCCUCCUGCACAUCCUAAUCCAACUUCUUCAUUAGCCUCUCCACCAACCCAUGCCCAGCCUCCUCAAAUGCAUGCCCCUCCAUCUGCAACUCCUGCCCCUACACCGACCGCUCCUCCCCCAGCUUCUGCCCUCCCUCCCCAGGCUCCUCCCCCAGCCCCUGCUGCCCAAUCAUCAGCUUCAUCGCUCGUCCACCAGGCUUCAUUAUCAGAAUCCCAGGAAAGGCCUGUAGCUCCCCCGCCUGUCAAUGGGAGGAAAGAAGUGACAUGGGAGGAUCAGCAGAAGAAAAUACCUGCAUUAAUGUCAGAGUCAACAGUGUCAGAGAAUGGAGAUGCAGGCACGUUGAAGGAUCCAUCGAAGCGUGGGAUGGACAGCCUCUCCAUGAGGUCAUCGGACAGUGAUGUAAGCGACGUGUCCGCUAUGUCGAGUGCGUCUCGUCUUAGCAGCACGAGCUACAUGUCUGUCCAGUCAGAAAGAGUGCGAGCGAGCCGCAAGAUCAGUCGUGGAGAGGCACUUCAGAGUCAGGGAGAAGAGGGCACUGUUGUUGUGGAAGAGCUGGUUGAGGCAUCUACAGCCAGUGUACAGAGGGCGGGGCUUGAAGGGGAGGGAGGCAGGUCUAUUGAGCAUCCAGAGGAGGAGGAGGAAGAGGAGGAACCUGAGAGGGCUCAGACGGCGACCCCCGGCUCCAACAUCACCAAGAGCUCCAGUGUGGGUGGAGACAUGUGUUCGCUGGGCAGGAACGACGACGAUGAUGAUGACAAGAAGAGGCGCUCCAGUUUUGGAGCCAAGAUGGCUGCCAUGGUGGGACUGGGGAAGAAGAGUCAAAGUACCUCUCAGCUCGACCCAGAGGAGGAGGGAAAGAAGAAGAAGCCGGUGCGUCUGGCGAUCCAGCGAAGCGUGGAGACAGGUCUAGCUAUCGAGAUGAAGAGCAGGAUGACACGGCAGCCCAGCAGAGAGACCACAGAUGACAGUGAAAAGCCAAAACCUGGAAAUCUGAUUUUCCCUGGGGUGAAGAUCUCAAAGGACAGCCAGUUUACAGAGUUUCUGGAUGGCCUUGGCCCAGCCCAGCUGGCAGGAAGACAAACAUUAGCCACACCUCCAAUGGGGGAUAUUCAGAUUGGUAUGGUGCACAGGAAAGAGAGGCUGGAUGUUGAAGUUAUUCGGGCUCGAGGUCUGGUGGGCAAACCAGGAAACAAACAGACUCCAGCACCUUAUGUAAAAGUAUAUCUACUGGAUAAUGGGAAGUGCGUCAACAAAAAGAAAACACGGACCGCCAGAAAAACACUGGAUCCUCUUUAUCAACAGCAGCUUCAGUUUGAGGAGAGUCCUGAAGGGAAGGUUUUACAGAUCAUUGUUUGGGGAGACUAUGGACGCAUGGACCACAAAUCCUUCAUGGGAGCCGCCCAGAUCCUAUUAGACGAUUUAGAGCUGACCAACAUGGUGAUUGGCUGGUACAAGCUCUUCCCUCCCACCUCAUUGGUGGACCCAACCUUGGCACCUUUAAGUAGUAAACCUCCAGAAUCAGGUCUGGAGAGUUCCAACGUUCGGUCGUAGCGUUCGGCACGAGGAGGUGAGCGGUAGAGAGCGGCAUGAGUCGGAAACCGUCCCGACGGGUCAGGUCCUGGUUACACUGCAUGCUUGAUGUUGUGUCCUCUGAGCCCGUGCGACAUGAGGCUAAGAAAAGGCCUGCGUCCUUCUGCCAAAAAAACAAAACAAAAAAAACGAAAAACGAAAAGAAAACGUAUGCUGCUGUCAAACGCAAGGGAAAGAACGCCACAGGAAGUCUCUCCGUUCAGCUGAAGAGAUGCAGCCAGGGAUUCGGUGGAGUCUGGAUUCUUAACCGUAGGAAGUUAAGAGUCCACCAGAAACGGAAGACGCCGUUUUUCUCUGGCUGUUUGCUCUCUGUUGUAUUCCAAGAGAUGUCAGUGUUUCUUACUAAAAACGUUGUAGCCAUUAUUGUAAGCCAAGCUGUCAGGAGGAAAAGAGAAGAGAAGAGCGCUUGGCUGAGAUGGGACAAGAAAGGAGUGACGUCCUCAGGGGAAUGACCCUCCAUCAAGCUUGAUCUCCAUCGGAUCGGUCUUUAAAGUUCACGUCAUGGCCAGAGUUCCUGUUCGAUUCAGGAAACAACAAAAGUCCGGAAAGAAAAAGAAAAAAAAAAAAGACAUCAAAGAAAUAUUGGACCCUUUUGUGCUCUGGUAUGAUGUUUUCUUUGUUGAUGUACUGUAUGAAAUUGAUGAGAAUUGUUUUUUUCUUUCUUUUUUUUUCUUUGCAUGUAUGCAAAGUUGUUUUGAAAAAAAAAAAGUUAUUUUCCUCGAGACUUGCAAAAAAAAAUACAAUUAAAAAGAAAGAGGAAGAAACUUAUUUAAGGAUGAGCAGAUCAGCCAUUUUCAACAGUUUGUAUUAUUUUUAAUAUGAGAUUCUCUAGUGCAUGAUUUUCAAAGAGACUGAAUGCAAAACGAUAACAAUGUGAUUGUCAUCCUUCAGAUUAUUCUUCUGUAUUUUUACAGAUCUCGGUUACAGGUGUGGCCUGGUUUGAGACAUUGCGUCUCAUAUUAUUAUCAUAAAAAAAAAAAAAAAGAAAAGCAAGAGAUGGUUGAGAAAACAAUAAAUGUAGUUCGAUUUAAAAUGCAACACAUGGAAACUGUACAUUUCUCUCUUCAAAUGCAGCCAUAAUUGUGUUGAUGAGCUGUAGAUUUGGGUCCGUCAUGAUUCCACUGUGUUCCGUUCCACCAGAAUGGCUCAUUCAUUCAAAGCAAGCAUGUUGAAAAGGGUCUGCAACAUGGAUCGAGCACACCGUCUGUGUAAUACAGCAUGUUUUGAUAGAGACAUCUGGAAGUUUUUCGCUGUUUUGUGUACAGUGCAUGUGGACCACGCGUCUCCCCCCCACCCCUGAUCUACUGUCGUCCACAGAUUCAGGGCGGGGUAGAAGGUUUGCGGCCGACAGUUCAGACAUUCAACGCAACAUUCCACCUCUCGGCACUCAUCUUUUCUUGAAGUUUUGAAAAGAAAAAAGGAAAAGAAAAUUAAACAGACAAAAGCAAACUAAAGAGAAAAUAAAAAGUACGAAAAUUUAUAUUUAUUCAAGGUUGACUUGGGGGGGGAAAUGGUUGCAAGUAUAUUUUAUUUUAUUAUUGUUAUAAAUAAAAUGUUAUACAAAUGGAUCCCAUUGGAUGGUGCUGUACGAAGUCUCUGAGUCACUCAGAGUGGACUGAACAAUGUUCUUAUUCGUUGUGUUUUUGAACACAAAAGACACUUGUUGUUGGAUGAGGAGCGAGUCAGUUCAUGGAGAUGGGAAAAUUGCCACACAAUAUGAAUUUUUAAUUGUUUCUUGUUUUGAGAGAAUAAAAUUCAUUUACUAA
Molecule: messenger RNA, 7212 nt
Organism: Danio rerio (zebrafish)
Lineage: Eukaryota; Metazoa; Chordata; Actinopteri; Cypriniformes; Danionidae
Source: RefSeq, a predicted model, not a curated record